This is a messenger RNA of Serendipita indica DSM 11827, 1689 nucleotides long. The record is from the annotation of a GenBank genome assembly. NCBI's taxonomy places the organism in Eukaryota, Fungi, Basidiomycota, Agaricomycetes, Sebacinales, Serendipitaceae.
AUGUCCACCAGUCGGAGAGAUGCAGAAAUAUCGCAGCCAUUGCUAGGCAAUCGACAUUCAAAUCAUGAAGAGUUGUUCUCUGCCGGACAUGACGAUCAUUUCGAUGAAGGUUCAUGGAGAGAUGAAACAAAUGGGCAGAUAGAGGCACAUUCUCCAUCGUUUGGCCCGCCAUUGCGGUCCACGCAACAGAGCAGAGAAGCAGAGUUCGAGCUUGAUGAAGACGAACUAGAUGAAGCCGCGCUCGAACAGUUAAACGUGUCCGCCGCCCAGCUAUCCACGAGACCAACUUUGCUCCGACAGAAUUCAGAGCAGAGAAUGCCCUUGCUGGUUGGCUUGUUGGACUCUGCGACGCAGCGAGCGCCGGCUACCACACAUGGAAUUGCUCUGAGUCGAAGAAGCGACGUCGAAGAAGGUCUGACCGUAGAUGGUGAUCUGGAAGAGAUUGCAAAGAAGAGAACUGGUGGUGGCGGAAUGCUUGAUUCGAUUGCAAACAUGGCAAACUCCAUCCUGGGCGCAGGAAUCAUUGGUCUACCGUAUGCCGUGAGCCAAGCUGGGUUUAUAUCUGGCGUAUUCCUACUCGUUGUCCUAUGCGGGGUGACAGAUUGGACGAUUCGGCUCAUCGUUAUAAAUGCAAAGAUGAGUGGGAGAAGCUCAUAUAUGGAUAUCAUGAGCCAUUGCUUUGGCUGGAUGGGGUGCGCGGCGGUUUCGCUCUUUCAGUUUUCCUUUGCUUUCGGCGGAAUGGCCGCCUUUUGUGUUAUUAUCGGCGACACAAUUCCACAUGUCGUGCGGUCUAUAUUCCCGGGACUUCAAGACUCGGCACUCAGUUUCCUUGUCUCGCGUCAAUUUCUCAUCAUCCUCUGCACAGUUUGCAUUUCGUAUCCCUUGUCGUUGUACCGUGACAUUUCGAAACUCGCUCGCGCAUCUGGAUUCGCCCUCAUAGGAAUGAUCAUCAUCGUCGUAUCAGUCAUUGUCGAAGGAGCCCAAGUACCCGAAGAGUUGCGAGGGUCUCCGGACAAACGUCUCACAUUCAUCAACUCUGGCAUCUUCCAAGCAAUAGGUGUCAUCUCGUUUGCCUUUGUAUGCCACCACAACUCACUGCUCAUCUAUGGAUCUCUCAACACUCCGACGUUGGAUCGAUUUGCGGCAGUCACACAUAUUUCGACCCUCCUUUCCCUCGUCGCGUGCUGCACUCUCGCCAUAUCAGCCUUUUGGGUUUUCACCGACAAGACCCAAGGAAAUAUUUUGAAUAAUUUUCCUCAAAAUGACACGUUUAUCAAUGUCGCCCGCUUUUGCUUUGGGAUGAACAUGUUCACGACUCUGCCACUGGAACUCUUUGUCUGCCGCGAGGUUAUUGAGCAAUAUUUCUUUGCAGACGCGGCAUGGAAUCGGCAGAGACACAUUAUCAUCACCACAACCGUCCUCUUUGGGGCCAUGUUGAUUUCGCUCACGACCUGCGACUUGGGCGUCGUUCUCGAAGUUGCUGGAGGCGUCGCUGCGACGGCAUUGGCAUUCAUCUUCCCGGCAGCGUGCUACUACAAACUCUUGCCGUCUUCCCAGCGCUGGAAUUCGAGAGCAAAGCUACCGGCGGUGCUUUGCGUUGGAUUUGGCCUGUUAGUCCUCGUUCUGAACCUGUUUAUAGCGAUAGGUCAUGCAUGGGGGAGUCACGAAGCCCCGAAGCAAUGCUACUGA